Molecule: messenger RNA, 1213 nt
Organism: Mya arenaria
Lineage: Eukaryota; Metazoa; Mollusca; Bivalvia; Myida; Myidae
Exons: 6
Coding region: 302-784 (160 amino acids)
Source: RefSeq, a predicted model, not a curated record
CGCAAGACGAUAUUUUCGAAGAUCAACCCUCAGCAAAGAGGCGUAAACUAGAUGGGCAGAAAUAAUGGCGGGGCAAUCAAGAAUGGCGGCAGAUAUUAAUGCAAACACACAACGACAAGAAGAGUUGGGAGUUGGAGAAGCGUCCCGGCCAUGCCCACCAACACUGUUUACUCUAUAAAGACAUCUUAAUGGUCUUGACUAUGGUACGAUGAUUGCACAUGAGCCUCAAUUUUGUCAAACAAUGAUAACCCUUCGAAGCAAAGGUAAAGACCUAAAGAAACAAGGAAAGUGAAAUAAGUCCAUGGAAGCAGACGCCAUCAGUGAUGCCGAAAAAGUUCGAGUGUAUGCAACCGGGGAACUUGGAAAUCACAACCCAAGAAGCUUGAUGAACACUCUCUGGUUAAAUACAACCACCCACUUUGGAAUAAGUGGUGGAGGCACCGAACAUAGGCAACUGAUGUGGGAAAAUAUUCAGCUGGGAAUAGAGGGCACUGAGGAAAACUUGAAAUUCAAUGAGCGCCAGACAAAAACCAGGACUGGUAGUGAUAUAAAUAAUGUACGCCGACAAAAACCCAGGAUGUAUGCCACUUGCACUGAAAGGUGUCCAGUGGUUACAUACAAACAGUACGCUGACCACAGACCAGUGAACUUUUCCGCCGAUGAUCAUCCUUUCUAUCUGGCAGUGGUAACCAACAAGGUCCACCCUGUGGAGCAUGAACAGUGGUUCCUGGCCGCUGCCAAAGGUCGUAAUAAGCUAGACCCCUUCAUGAAAAAGAUGGCCUAACGAGCAGGAUUUCCAGCUUUGAUGGACGGGAAGAGGCUGACAAACACGAGUGCAUGGAAGAGACUUUGCCAAAAACUUUUGAAGUCAAAUGUACCCGACACUCAGGCUAUUUUGAUAACUGGUCACAACAAUCAGGAUCACUCGAUAAUUACAGAGUCCUAUCUAAUGAGGCCUAACAAAAAAUAUGUCUGUUUCCUGUAACAUGCUUAAAAAAAAGAUGGGUCGGUAGGUAGGGAUUUUUUUGACAGCCAUUGUAUAUGUAUUUCAGUUGUAGAAUGCAUCCUUAUUAAGGGCAAGACCUGGGUUCGACCUCCAGCGGUGGCAAAAUAAUGUGCAAUUUUGAGCAUUGUCAGUAUGUUCAUCAGGGAAGCAGUUCAUUUUUACACUUCGCAAAUAUAACCCAGUGAAAAAGUGAAUCAAAUAACAUUU